AUGCUUACAGAUGUCAUCGCAUCCAACACUUACUGUCCAGCAAACGGGGAAAUGGAAAGCAAACUAAAGGAAUACUUUCAGGUUAUAAAGAAACCAGACAGACCUCCAUCUCCCAGUGCGUCCGUAGCUACCUUCAGUGGGAAAACCACCCCUCUAUCCACCUUCUACAAGCCUAUGGUCAUCUGUGACAUUGGUGAUGCCCACCACUUUCCUUCAGUGGCACUGAAUCCAGCGUCAGUCUCUAAUGCUACCAAUAUCCUUCAUUCCACUCACCGAGAGAAUGGUCCGGCCUUGGAUCUGGAUCUUUUGAGACAGGUGGAGUCGAAAAGUUAUCAUGUACCCUCCAGAAGGAGUGUUCGCAGCAAAUCCACGAAGCCGCCUUACUCCUACAUUGCACUCAUCACAAUGGCCAUUAUGGACUCAACCUAUCGACGGCUAACUCUCUCUGCAAUUUGUGAGUACAUCAACGGCAAAUUCGAAUACUACCGAGAACGCUUUCCAGCCUGGCAAAAUUCCAUUCGACAUAAUCUCUCCCUAAAUGACUGUUUUGUUAAGGUGCCCCGCGAACCGGGCAACCUGGGCAAGGGCAAUUACUGGACACUGGAUCCCAACUCCUAUGACAUGUUUGAGAAUGGCAGUUUUCUGCGGCGUAAGAAGCGUUUCAAACGCAUCCGGAUACAGGCAGCUUGCCUCUUGCAUCCACUUAUCUCCAGCGAACUCUUUAACCAGGUUAUACUCCAGAUCCAGCACGAGCGGUGGUCAGACCUACUGAAACCACCAGCGAGCAUUCCCUGUAUGGCUACCAUCACAAUGCUUGGGGCCAGGGCUUCCCUCCCUCUCCGUGACUCCGGCCUGCAUGGCUACGGUGGCAACAGAUCCCAAGCCAGAAAAGCGAUCGAUCCAGCAGUGUGA
Dibothriocephalus latus is the source of this 912-nucleotide messenger RNA. The record is from the annotation of a GenBank genome assembly. NCBI's taxonomy places the organism in Eukaryota, Metazoa, Platyhelminthes, Cestoda, Diphyllobothriidea, Diphyllobothriidae.